CUGAUCUAUCUGCACCCUGUAUCUAUAUUAUCUCUCCAUCAUGGAUGUAAAAACAUUUGUGCUCUUUGCUUUAAUAUUCUCAUUAAUAAUGGUAGAAGCGACUAAAGUUCAGAUUCAAGCCACAGGUGUGUCCGAUGAUGGAGAAGGGCUGAGCUUGGCUGACCACCAACCACUUCUAACCCUCCACGGACCUCAUCAUAUAGCUGGAAAAGACGACGGCAAGCUGAUAGGCACUGAUGAGGUCCCGGCCGUCGUCCCUGAUUCCGGCGAUCUGGUGAUUCCGGUGGUGGCUGAAAGCCCUUUGGCGGCGGCGGAUAUAGAGAAUAAGCAGGUGCAGCUUGGUCGUCGCAUCCUAGUUGCGGCGGUGGAGUCCAAUUCCAGCGCUGCCCCCGGCUAUUAGCUAGCUAGCUGCAAUACU
Molecule: messenger RNA, 418 nt
Organism: Ipomoea nil (Japanese morning glory)
Lineage: Eukaryota; Viridiplantae; Streptophyta; Magnoliopsida; Solanales; Convolvulaceae
Exons: 2
Coding region: 41-400 (119 amino acids)
Source: RefSeq, a predicted model, not a curated record